CACAGUAGGUGACGCCGUUGAGCGGGGCAGCCGCCUGUGACUUAGACAUGUUAUUGGUAACCACCGAGAGAAGAAGAACAACAAAAGCAGCCACAGACUUUAAGGGCAGUUACACAUCAUCUCCUACCUCUGUGUUUUCAUUAGCUCCAAUUUAGAAAAAAUGUAACUGGAACCAAAGGGGGUUUUGCCGUCUGGAGGCUUGUGUGGAGGAGCAGCUUGUCAAAAGUAACGCUGUUCCUUUUUUCAGACGUGUAUUUGUUUGUGAAUUCGGCAGCUAAGCUAACUUGGACGUUAGCUCCUCCUCAGCUGGCUCGUUAACGUCUGAUAGACUGUCUGACCGGGGAUAAUCAGCCGGUGUUCACCCUCCAAAUUAACCUUACACCUUACCCUCAGCCUGCCCGGUGCUGAUAAUCAGAAUCAUACAUACAAGUACGUUCAAGUCUCGAGUCCUCUGGGGCCACAUUUGACCUUUCUUUCAGUCAGGUAGAGAUGGGAAGUCUGGGCAGCAGGUUCCAGUCCCCCUCUCAGGGGCCAGAGGAUGCUGCAGAAGGCACAAGUACCAGCCGCAAACACAGUUGUGAGUGUAAGAAGAGGAAAAGAAAUGCCCAGUGUGACUGUGACAGUGAACAAGAGGAUGAUGAUGAUGGUAUACUAGACACACCUCGCAGGAAGAAACUGAAAAGCACAUCAAGAUACAUUUAUCAAACCCUGUUCCUGAAUGGUGAAAACAGCGACAUUCGUAUCUGUGCUCUGGGAGAGGAGUGGAACCUCCACAAAGUGUACCUGUGCCAGUCAGGAUAUUUCUCCAGUAUGUUCAGCGGCUCUUGGAAGGAGUCCAGCAUGAUGGAAAUCAACUUAGAGAUCCCGGACCAGAACAUCGACACUGAAGCUCUGCAGGUCGUGUUUGGAUCCCUGUACCGGGACGAUGUUCUUAUCAAGCCCAGCAGAGUUGUCAGUAUUCUUGCCGCUGCUUGUAUGCUGCAACUGGAUGGUUUGAUCCAACAGUGUGGAGAGACCAUGAAGGAAAACAUCGGUGCGAAGACCGUUUGUGGCUACUACGCUUGUGCCAGUAUCUAUGGCUUGGAUUCUGUCAUGAAAAAGUGCCUUGAGUGGCUUCUGAACAACCUGAUGACCCACCAAAAUGUCGACCUGAUGAAAGAACUUGGGGCAGAGGUGAUGGAGCAGCUCAUUCAGUCCUCGGACCUUUUUGUCAUGCAGGUGGAGAUGGAUGUAUACACUGCUCUGAAAAAGUGGAUGUUUCUGCAGCUCAAUCCAUCGUGGGACGGCCCCAUCAAGCAGCUUUUGGCUGACGCCGAUGCCUGGCUAUGCAAACGCAGGACUGACCUGUGUGAGAGAGAGCCCUUCUUGAACACAGAUGAAGGUGCACCCUUUCGUUCAGUGUUCAAAUACGUUCGUCUCCAGUACAUAAUCAACGAUCUUGCAUCUGCACGCAUCCUGGAGAGAGAUAACAUUUUGCCCCCUGAUUGGCUAACGUCCGUGUACAAAAACCAGUGGUUUGCCAUGCUCCGGACAGAGUUUGACAAUGACAAUGGUCCCCAGGAAGCUAACAAAGAGGAGUUUGAGCUGAGCAGUAUGAGGUGUGGAAGGAAGCUGACAAAAGAUGGAGAUUACUGCUGGCGGUGGACAGGCUUUAACUUUGGUUUUGACCUGUUGGUUACCUACACAAACCGCUUCAUAGUCUUCAAAAGGAAUACUCUGAGUCAGCCAUGUGGGGGUGCUGUGAGUCUACAACCUCGGAGGCAUUUGGCAUACAGGUUACGUCUUGCCUCCUUUGAUAGCCGUGGAAAGCUGGUCUGCAGUCGCUCAACAGGUUACCAGCUUCUCACCCUUGAGAAAGACCAGGAGUAUGUGGUGAUGAACCUGGACAGCCGCCUGUUAUCAUUCCCCCUCUACGUGUGCUGCAACUUUCUGUAUACGUCGCCCCAGUCGGACAACCGUCCAGAUUCCUCAGAACAAGAAAGCACUUCUCCCAGUCUGUCUUGAUGCCUGUCCAACUGCUACCAUUCCUCUGGCGACGCCGAGACACUGACACAAGCUUGUAUGUACAAGCCGCCAUUUUUAACACCAUUUCCACAUUGGAGAUAUUCUCUGCAUGCUUUGUAAUUUAGUGAGGUGUGAUGGGAAAAUGGUUUGUUUCUAUGUAUUCAGUGUUUUGGCACAUUCUGAAUUAGCUGUACAUAGAGUUUACAGUAUGACAGAGACACAUCACAGUGGCCAGGAAGGAUUAGGCCACCCUUUGCUUUCAGAUCAGCUUCACUUCUCCUUGGAUCUCUGUCAUGAACUGUCUACACUGAGUUGUUGGGCCGUUCAUCAAGAUGGAAAACCUCCAUUGUGUUUUUGAGACAGUGGAAAUCCACUUUAGACUCUGCACUUCAGAACUUCAAAUAACGGCCACAUGAUGUUUAGAUCUGGUGUUUGUGAAGACCAUGGAAGGGUUUCACCAAACACUUGUGUUAAUGAAACCACUCUGAAAUGAAACUAAACCUUUGAAAAGCCUCAUCACCCUUCAGAGCAAACCUCAGACCUGGUGACUUCCAUGAGAUUAACUGGAAUACAGUUAUCCCUGGCAAACAGAAAGUGUUGGUCCAUCGCUCAGAAGUCAGCGGAAUGUUUCAGAAAACCUGAAAACUGCAUCAGUAACUUUGAACUUAAAAGGUGAAGAAACUUAUAAUUGUCAAUGUUAGAAGAGCAGUUGUUGCACUGACUGACCAUAUGUACAUUUGCUGUGGGGUGUGGACAGAGGUGUGGGCCUUCGCUCUACUGAUGGGUGCAUUGGAAAACUCAACCGGCACAGUGCCGUUUUAGCCAAGUGGGCAUGUUUUUCACUCCAUUUCUAAUUGGCCCUCAAGACGGCACCUGCCAUUUCUACUGACUCCGUGUGGUAGGCAAACAAAAUACCACAUAUACCAACAGUAUCAUAAGAAUCUAAUAAAUACUAAUAAAUACAUAUCCCACUUGGCUCAUUGUGGCAGAACCCAAAUGGAAAAGGUACCGUACAAUCGCUGCCAACACUUAAAAGCUGUAAGGAGAGUAAUUUAAAGUUCUUUUUCUCUGUCACCUGUGGCUGUUUGAUAAACAGCUGAUAGACAUUCAGUAUAACUACCGUCUCAUAUUUUGCCUACACUUCACUUAAGCAUCUUUCCCUGCCUUUGCUGCUAUGUAAAAAGUUGCAUGCCAGCAGAGUCGAAUGGAGCGCAGCUGAUGCCUACACUCAACAGGUGUCUAACUGGUAGGUACGGUAAAAGCAGGAUUUUCGGCCUGUUUUCGCUUUUCAACUCUACUGUGGCCAGGGGUUAAUCUCACUUUGCUAGCUCAGUCUUAAGGUGGGCUUGUCUGCAUGCUAUUCUACACCAGAGCAACUUCUGCCAGUGCUUUCAGAUUGGAAAAAUCACCACCUCUUCAGUAAAUGGGAGAAAACGGCAUCACCCCUUCCAGAGGACCUGGUGGACUUUUUGAAAUAUUAACUGCAAAAUUUAUAUUUAUAAAACUUUAUAUAAACAGAAAAUAGCUUUCAAAUGAUAUAAGUAAACUAGCAACGCUCAAGUAAACACGUUGAUGUUACAUAGCGUACCUCUAAGUGAACCAGCAUCAUGAGGUCAAAAAACCAGGAUUAACCCAAUAAUUUUUCUUCAUGAGACAUGAGGCUCCACAAGUCUUAAUGUGUUUGCCUCAUUUACACAGUUCACACUUGGAAUACCUGUUACUGACACAGCUCUCUGGUGUCAAACGGAGUCUCUUGCUCUUCUUACGCAGUGCAGUCGGUUCUUUUCAUAAUAUCAACUUUGUAUUGUGUUGUAUAGGCUCAUGUGAGCAGAAUUUUUUAGACUGCUCCCCUCACCAGAUUAAUUACCUUUGCAGUUAUGUGGUUAUACUUUUUUAAUUAGGUCACUAUUUGUGUGGCAAUUUUGGAAAAUUUGUUACCUCAUGUUGUUUAGAAAACUAAUAAAUGUGGGGAUUUUCAGACUUGUAAAGAAAACACGUUCUAAUUGUCAGUGUGACUCCCCUGUAUAGCUGCAACUGUAAAUGUCAUCAAGUUAAACGUUAAAGGUGUUUUUAAUUUGGCAUUUAUUUAUUUUUUACUUAAUUUGUAUUUGUAUGGAUUUAUUUUUGCAAAGGAAAAUAUGUACAAAAUUCUCAACUGCCAAUAAAACUGCCCAUUCACAUGGGCUGUGGUGCUAUCACACAA
Messenger RNA from Xiphias gladius (swordfish), 4207 nucleotides. RefSeq names its product germ cell-less, spermatogenesis associated (gene gmcl1). The record is from RefSeq and is a predicted model, not a curated record. Gene Ontology annotation, molecular function: protein binding. Bases 490 to 2004 code for a protein of 504 amino acids. The transcript is spliced from 16 exons. Gene Ontology annotation, biological process: germ cell development. NCBI's taxonomy places the organism in Eukaryota, Metazoa, Chordata, Actinopteri, Istiophoriformes, Xiphiidae.